Lycium ferocissimum is the source of this 2706-nucleotide messenger RNA. RefSeq lists its product as uncharacterized. The transcript is spliced from 13 exons. The record is from RefSeq and is a predicted model, not a curated record. The coding region runs from base 762 to 2522 and encodes 586 amino acids. Lineage: Eukaryota; Viridiplantae; Streptophyta; Magnoliopsida; Solanales; Solanaceae.
UUGAACGGCUUCCGUUAAAACAGCGAUUGAAAUUACUAUUAGCCAACAAACGUCUUCUAGAAUCUUCUUCCAGUGUCAAUUCUACUCAGUCUUCAAUUGAUACCGUCAUGCAAAAGGAAGAUGAACAAUGUGAUUCACAGAUGAUGAACUUUUAAGACAACGAACGGCAAAUCCAUGGUGAUUUUGUUGGGACUAGGGAAAGGUGCGUACAAUCUGAAAUACAAGGGAGCAUGAGGAAAGCCACUGUUGGACUUGUAGGGAGAAUAUUGCUAGCUGUGGAUUAGGUCGUGGCCACCAAAACUGACAAUGACAUAUGUUCAGGGACAUGAAAAAGAUGUGUGGUGAACCUUUGGUGGAGAGGAGUAUGUCUAUGCUCCUUUUCUUUAUGGUUUCUUCUCCUCUUCCUCGAAGGUAGUAUGAUCGAGUGCCAGAAACUGAAAUACAAGGGAGCAUGAGGAAAGCCACUGUUGGACUUGUAGGGAGAAUAUUGCUAGCUGUGGAGUAGGUCGUGGCCACCAAAACUGACAAUGACAUAUGUUCAGGGACAUGAAAAAGAUGUGUGGUGAACCUUUGGUGGAGAGGAGUAUGUCUAAGCUCCUUUUCUUUAUGGUUUCUUCUCCUCUUCCUCGAAGAAUCUCCAUUUGGCUUAUUCAGUUCAACAAGAGGGGCUAGGGAGUUUGGCACAGCAGAAAAAUAUUACUGGUGAUGCGCUGCAAUGUUUCCAUCAAACAGAAGCAAAUACGAAUACACUUCAGAAUCAGAUGAAUAUUUCUGCACAUACUGCAGAAAAAGUUGAUACCAUUGAGAGUACAUUUCAACAAUCAUUAUCACCAAGGUUUCCUAUCAUUGUGAAGGAUGAGUCUGUGGAAGGUAUCAGAGUGAACUCUUCCAUUAACCUUGUCAAUGAUUCAUCCAGUGCUGACGCAGAAGCAAUACUGAGAAUCAAUGGCAAGAAACCUGAUGAUUUUUUGGAUGAUCUUGAUUUUGUUGUGCUCAAAGAUAGGCAGAGAAUUUUACAGUCAAGGAAAGAGCUAUGCUUGAAGGCGUCAACUUUAGAGGAUCACCUUUCCAACUUUUCCAGCGUACUCAUGGAUGACACGAAUAUUCAAAGUGCUGGGAUAGUAAAAGGACAGAUUUGUCCUUCUAAGAUGAAAGGUCAUCGUUCUCGUGAACUUCAUAGGAUUUCUAAUUCUUCAACUGUGGCAGUUGGAGGUUUGUCUAGUAAAGAUCCUCAAGUGUUUGAGUUGGGGCAUCAGUGGCAGAAAAAUAAGUCGUCCGACUGUGGAAACUCAACGGAAAGUCUAGGAAAUGAUGGGAGAACUCUUCCCAAGCAUGAAGAAUCAAGUCAUGGACAAGACCUUUCAUCUUUUAAUUGGAAAAGGAAAGUUAGUCCUCCUUUAUCGGACUGUGUACAUGUCAAGCUUGAACCUGUGGAUAACAAUAUGGUUGAAACUACUGUGAAGAAUGGAAUGGGUAGUUUGCCCCAUAGUAGCAUGUUUCUGGUGAAAAGUGAAGUUGGAAUUGCCAAUGAGUCUUCUGAAGAUGAACUGGAUCAUAUGCUGUUACGAGAGCGAAUGAAGCUGUUCUCUUCGAAAGGGGUUCCUUCAUUUGAGAUAGGUAGAGCUGCAGAGUGCUCAGGCAAAUUAGUUUCUUCUGUCUCGGAUUGCACACCCAUCUCAUCAGCACCAGCUCCACUAAAAGUUAGCCGGCCACGGAAGCGAAGGAAAACUGCCACAGAUUCGGUUGAAGUAGCAAUGGAGGAAGAUGCUCCUGGACUCUUGCAGGUAUUACUUGAAAAAGGCGUAAGCGUUGAUGAGAUGAAACUUUUUGGAGAAAAUGAGAGUAAUGAACCUAUUGAUGAUUUGUCCUCUGAAGACAGCUUCUCAGAGCUAGAAGCUGUUAUAUCUAAGCUUUUCUCCUCCCAACGACAGUCACUAUUAAAGCUAGCUCCACUCCAGUGUACAAAAGGUGAAAAAGCUAGCUAUUGUUUGGCUUGUCUGUUUUCGCUCGUUGAGCAGGCACGGUAUCUACAUUUUCGGAAGUGGCCUGUUGAAUGGGGCUGGUGCCGAGAUCUCCAGUCAUUUAUUUUUGUCUUUGAAAGGCAUAACAGGAUUGUGCUUGAGCGUCCUGAAUAUGGCUAUGCAACAUACUUCUUUGAACUGGUGGAUUCCUCCCCCAUUGAUUGGCAAAUCAGGCGAUUGGUAACUGCUAUGAAGCUUACUAGCUGUGGCAGGGUCACCCUAAUCGAGAAUAGAACACUGAUGGUAGGAGAAGAGCUUAGUGAAGGAGAAGCAAGAGUAUUAAUGUCAUACGGUUGGAUACCUAACACCGGUCUGGGAGCGAUGCUCAACUAUUGUGAUCGAGUUUUUCAUGAUAGAAAGUGGGAGAAAGAUAGCUCGGAGUGGAGGUCGAAAAUUGGGAAGUUGCUUAUGGAUGGAUACAAUGGUGGUUCACUAGUUGAAAAACUUGUUGAAUACAAUGUUGCUCAAAGUUGCCCACAAAUCAAGUUAGAAAUAGAGUAAAACCUAGCUUCAAUUAUCUAAAAUCUUGUAAAUGUCCAUCCUUUCUGAACUUAGACUAAAAUGCUUUUUUGUACAGAUUUAUCGCUCUCUCUUUUAGUCAUGAUGUCUAACCUUAGUUUCUGUUAUUGAAUAUGAAGUUAAUUAUGUCCUUUAGUGAAUAUAACAGGAUAAUUUUUGCAGGGCA